UGAAUAUCUAAGAAAUCCAUUAAAUCAUAUACGAUAUGGCAACUAAACAGAAAUGCAAAUACUGGACAAAAUGCUAUAGAAAAGAUAAAGAUCACAUCAAAAAUUUCUUACAUCCAGAGGAAGAUGGAGACACAGAUACAGAAAUUGAAGAACCCAAGGUUAAAAAUUCUCCCCUGAAACUAAAGAGGCAAAAAACACAUGAACUGAGUGUAACAGAAGAUAUGGAUGUUGAUGUUAGUCGACCAACUCUUAAAAAGCUCAGAUCUCGCUCUGUCAGCAUGGAAAAACCAAAGCCUUCAACCAGCAAUGACAUAGCUGGAACAUCAACAGCUGCAGAAGAUGACCGACCUGACUGUAUUUACUGGGAGAAGUGUUACAGAAAGGACCCAAAUCAUAUCAAACAGUUCAGACACCCAGCUGACGGCCCUCCAAAGAAAACUAAACGACCUAAAGCAGAAAAUAAGAUUGAGGAUGGGGAGGAAAAAUCAGUGGCGGGGGGAUACAGACUGAAAAGAAUAGGCAGCCAUUACACCUGCACAUGCAUUGGGUGGAAAGUACAGAAAAAUGCUCCAAACAAGAGAACUUGCAGACAUCUACGAGAAUAUCUGGGAGAUGAGUUUGAAAAAUCAAGAGUAGGCAAACUCCCUGCAGACAAAAAAGUGACACCAGCUCCCUCUAAAGUUUUCCAACAUAUCAACAUAAGCCUGCUGUUAGCAAACAAAUAUGAUGAAAAAAAAAAUGAUCCUACGAACUGGUGGAUCAGUGAAAAGUUGGAUGGUGUAAGAGCAUUUUGGAAUGGAAGAUGUUUUUAUUCUCGACUUGGCAAUCCUUUCUAUGCUCCAAAAUGGUUUACAAAGGACCUACCUACAGACAUGCAUUUAGACGGAGAGUUGUUUGGGGGCAGGAAGAAGUUUCAGAGCACUGUCAGUAUUGUGAAGACUCCUGAAUGUGACCAGUGGAAGAAAAUUAAAUACCAUGUGUUUGAUGCCCCUAAUCUACAAAAGGAGUCAUUUGAAAAGAGAAUGAAAGCAAUUAAGGACUACUUUGAUGAAGUAGAUCCUGAAUAUGCAAUUAUGUGCAAGCAAGAAAAAUGUACUGGCAAGAAGCAGAUUGAUGAUGAACUUAAGAGAGUUAUUGGCCUUGGUGGGGAGGGACUCAUGAUUCGAGAGCCUGGAUCUCAGUAUGAAAGGCGGAGAUCAAAUACACUGCUCAAGAUUAAAACAUUCUAUGAUGCUGAGGCUGUUGUCAUAGGAUAUGACCCUGGGAAAGGUCGUUUCCAAGGGAAAGUGGGAGCUCUUAGAUGCAAAAUGGCAAAUGGAAAAAUAUUCUCAGUAGGAUCUGGAUUGAGUGACAAAGAUCACAACCGUCCUCCCAAAAUAGGCUCCAUCAUCACAUACAAAUUCCAAGAGUACACAAACUCUGGAUCUCCUAGAUUCCCCACUUUCCUAGGUGUUAGAAUAGACAUGGACAAACCAAAAGACGCAGUAUUACCAGAAAUUAAAAAAGACGAUACUUAAACAAGGAUCCAUUAUCUGACCAAAA
Messenger RNA from Saccostrea echinata, 1542 nucleotides. RefSeq names its product DNA ligase-like. The transcript is spliced from 10 exons. The record is from RefSeq and is a predicted model, not a curated record. Bases 36 to 1517 code for a protein of 493 amino acids. NCBI's taxonomy places the organism in Eukaryota, Metazoa, Mollusca, Bivalvia, Ostreida, Ostreidae. Gene Ontology annotation, biological process: DNA recombination; DNA repair. Gene Ontology annotation, molecular function: ATP binding; DNA ligase (ATP) activity.